GUUUUCACUCUAACACUUACUUAUUUUCUACAACUUCACUGAGUAGGUAAGUUGAUAAAUUAUCUGUUUUGCUUCUAAUAAUAAUUUUAUAUUUAUGUUUUUGUUUAUAAGUUAAACGAAUUUGGGGGAUGGGUGGGGUGAAGACGAUCACCCCUUUGUGACGCAGGGGUGUAACCCUUCACCCUUUUGGGAUGUAGUGGUACACAUGGGCGCCCGCAGAAAACUUUCUAUGGGGGGGGGGGGGGGAUUCGGUUAAUUUUCCGGGGGGGGGGGAAAAAAAGUGAAUCGAUUAACUUUCCAGGGGGGGGGGCAAAAAAAUGUUAGUAAUGUUAUAAUAUAGUUUUAAUUUACUGUAGCGUAUUUGUAUGUGAACGAUCGGACAGGACAUCAGCUUAGUUACUUUCUCUUUAUUUUCUCUUUACUUUAAUACAUUUUUUGUCUAUUUUUGUCUAAAAAAAUCUUAUCCAAUCAAUCCAGGGGGGGGAGGGGGGCAAGUGCCCCACCUUGCCACUACGUGCGGGCGCCCAUGGUGGUACACACUCUUCUUCUCUAUGGGCUAUAGUGGUAUACUCUCUUCACCACUCUGUUGUGUAGUGGUACACCAUCUUCAUCCUUCUGUUAUUUGGUAAUACACCCCUUUCAUCCAUUUUGAAGUGCUUUAUUUCCUAAGUGCCCCCCACAGUGCAGAAUGUCCUUUUCUAAUUCUUUUACUAUUUUUGUACCCAAGCAUAGCUCUUACAUUUCCUGUGUGGGGCUAAUAUUCAACUCAUUUCUAUCUUGUAUCAGCUCAUAUAUAUUCUCAUGCAGUUAAUAUUAAUUCUACAGUUUUCGUUAGACACCAAAUAUAAAUGGCUUAAAAAGUUGUCUUAGUUUUUCUUGUGCUAUGUUUACUUUGAGUAUUUUGUAAUAAUUAGCAUAGGAACUGUUGUCUCCCUUUUGUUAGUUCGUAAUUUAUAACUUAAAUUUAUUUUCCAAAAAUUAUAUUUUUAAAAGUUUGCUUUCUAAUUUAAAUGGUUUCCAGGGUAUUCCCUUGUCUAUGCAAAGUCGUGUAUUUUUGGAUAUUUACUUCCAGACCUUUAAAUCCCAUAAAAUCUUUUGACACGUGUUAAAGCGUUUUUUCCAAACAUUCCCAAGUCUAUUUGUUAUGGACCUUGAGUCUCUCUCAAGUAGGAUCAUCUAAUUGCUCCUCUUUUGUCCCCGUCUAAUCUGAAAUUCAAUCAAGUUUCCAUCUGAAGGCUGAAAAUUUGCCGUUUAGUUGUUUAAUGUCACCUGAUCAAGUCUCUUAGUUUUGUUGUCUUUUUUAAAUAUUUCUUUUUGAUGCAAUUAUUAGCCAUUUUUAUCGUCGUCAUACAGUUUUUGCACUAGCAUGUUAUAUCGUAACGUUGUUCAAAGCGGCUUCAAAUAAUGAGCAUGUGAUCAGACGUUGGUGUAGUUUGUCUGAAUCACCGAUGUUUAUCAUAAUGAUUGCUUCCUAAUUAUUGUUUCAUUGUAUUGAGUUUGAACACUAAUUUGUAUUUAAGAUUUACAACGUAUAAAACACCUAAUACCUGUAUAUAAUUUUAACUAAUUUAAAUAUAUAUUCUUUGCCAGCUUAAAAAAGCCACUACGAAUGAAAAGAUUUAGAUUGAUUUUCCUUUGUUUCUUAACUUACAAAAAGCGCUGAAAUUUUGAUUAUUCCACAAAUACUUGGUUUAAUUUUAGAAUGUAUCACUAAUAAAAAAAAAGUUAUUUAAGUACGUAUGCAUUGCUACAACGCUGUGUUAAAAAGAUGUCUGAAAUUAAAUUCCCAGACUUAAACACUUAUUGGGAUUGUUAUAGAGUAGGUUACCUGAAUGAAUUUUUGUCAAGUAACUCGAGUAGAUUUUGUAAUUUCACGCACUGCCCACGCAACUGUUUGGCGGGCUAUUAGUUCUUGUGGGUUUUAAAAAAUAAAAAAUAUAUUAUGUCUCGAAAAUCUAAAAUUAAUCUGAAUAAACUAAAUAUUAUCAAUUUUCUUUAAAAUUAAUAGUCUUUUCUUGGUUUUGAAUUUUCAGUUUUAGGGAUUGCAUUGGACAUGAAAAGACAUCUUCUUGUAUUUUAAACAUGGAAAAUUCCAAUGACACAACUUGGCAUGUGAUUAGCAUCAACAGAACUGCUACGGAAAAAGAUAAUUCCAUAUUUAUUAAUCGUUAUAGUUGCCGAAAUCCAUACCGAAUUAUAUGUGACCACAUACAGCAGGAUUAUGAUGAGGACCACGAGACCACUCCACUUUUUUAUAUUUCUGACCGAUCAUGUCAUUUACCUUGUGUCGGAAUACUUUGGAAUGUGGGAAUCAAUCAAACCACAAAUGUAUACCGAGAUAUCGCAUAUCUGUUUCAAGACACAUGCGCCCCAGAGGUAUGUGUUUCUGACUUAAGCACAACUAGCUCGUUUUCCCGAGAAUUUUCGACCACCAUCAAAACAUCAACUGAAAAGAUUUCAUCAUCUAGCGUAGAAAAGGACAUCACUACUUUCUGGAAUACAACAUCCAAC
Messenger RNA from Lymnaea stagnalis (great pond snail), 2511 nucleotides. The record is from the annotation of a GenBank genome assembly. Lineage: Eukaryota; Metazoa; Mollusca; Gastropoda; Lymnaeidae.